AUGGAUGGCUACAAAAUCCCCAGAUCCGUGCUCAUUAUCGGGUCCGGCGUGUUUGGCCUCAGCACCGCCUGGACCCUGACGCAGCGUCCCGAGUACGCCGACACGCGAAUCACCGUGGUCGACGACGCUGGCGCAUGCGGCGGCGAGUUCCCGCCGCUCGACUCGGCGAGCGUGGACUCGUCGCGCAUCAUCCGCGCCGACUACGCCGACCCGCACUACGCGGCGCUGGCGGCCGUCGCGCAGGCUGAAUGGCGCAAGCAGGGCGAUGACGACCUCGGCGGACAGGGUCGUUACACAGAGUCGGGUCUGCUGCUCACGGCGGACCGCCCGGCGGCGAGGAAGGAAGGCAAGCUGACGGGCAUGGACUACACGAGGGAGAGCUGGCGCAACGUGGCACGCAUCGCGCGCGAGGCCGGGCACCCGUCGGACAGAGUCCGGGUCUUGGAGAACGCGCAGGCCCUCAGCGAGCACCUGGGCACGCCGGGACGGCCCGGCGACUGGGGUUACCUGAACACGCUCUCGGGAUGGGCGGAUGCUGGAGAGGGCAUGCGCUGGCAGUACAGACGUGUCAAGGCUACGGGGCGCGUCAACUUUGUUGAUGCCAGAGUUGCCGAGCUCGUGACCGAAGGAAAGUGCGUUGUUGGCGCCAAGCUGGCGUCUGGUAACGUUUUGCGUGCGGAUCUCAUCUUUGUCGCUGCCGGUGCAUGGACCGGCGCUCUGAUUGACGUGCGCGGCCGCGUCGAGGCCACCGGCCACGUCCUCGGCUACAUUGACAUUACGCAGGAGGAGCUCAACACGCUCUCCAAGCAGCCCGUGGUGCUCAACCUCACCUCGGGCCUGUUCGUCAUCCCGCCGCAGUCCAAGCUGCUCAAGGUGGCUCGCCACAGCUUCGGCUACCUCAACCCCGUCACCGUCUCCCGUGCGCUGCCACUGUCGCCCGCCGCGCCGCGUGCGCCGAUCGUCACAUCCCUGCCUAUGACACUGCGCAGCGGCGGACCCGGACGACUGCCAGCCGAGGCAGACGCCGACCUGCGUCGCGCUUUCGCGGACCUCGUGCCGUUGCGCGGGCUCGAGGGCCGACCGUGGCGGGAGACGCGGCUGUGCUGGUACGCGGACACGCGCGACGGCGACUGGCUGGUUGACUACCACCCAGGCUGGGAGGGCCUAUUUGUGGCGACGGGCGACAGCGGCCACGGCUACAAAUUCCUGCCCGUGCUCGGCGACAAAAUCGUCGACUGUAUCGAGGGUCGUGGCGGCGCGUUGGCUAACAAGUGGAAGUGGAAACACGUGCCCGAGGGCGACGCUGUGGGACGCGAGACGGACGGCAGGUUCGAGGGGCUCAUCACGGAGGACGGAAGUAGGGGUGGCUAUCCGGGCAUGAUUCUCGAGGAUGAGCUGGCAAAGAAGGAGGCGGCGAAGCUGUGA
Messenger RNA from Beauveria bassiana ARSEF 2860, 1425 nucleotides. Its product is annotated as FAD dependent oxidoreductase. The transcript has a single exon. Gene Ontology annotation, molecular function: proline dehydrogenase activity; flavin adenine dinucleotide binding; sarcosine oxidase activity. Bases 1 to 1425 code for a protein of 474 amino acids. The record is from RefSeq and is a predicted model, not a curated record. Lineage: Eukaryota; Fungi; Ascomycota; Sordariomycetes; Hypocreales; Cordycipitaceae.